Exophiala mesophila is the source of this 1719-nucleotide messenger RNA. RefSeq lists its product as uncharacterized. Lineage: Eukaryota; Fungi; Ascomycota; Eurotiomycetes; Chaetothyriales; Herpotrichiellaceae. The transcript is spliced from 10 exons. The coding region runs from base 1 to 1605 and encodes 534 amino acids. The record is from RefSeq and is a predicted model, not a curated record.
AUGACCCGAGGCUGGAGUGCUGGGAAACUCCCGCGUGGUACCAGUGGAAUUCGCAAUGCUCCGCCGCUGUUCGAUGCCCUGACUGCAACCGCUCACGACUUGCAAAAGGCGCUGGCUGAUGGCAAACUGAGAAGCACUGAUCUGGUUCAGGAGUAUGUGUGGAGGACGGAGGAGUACAAUGGCUACCUUCGCGCCGUGGCACAGUAUGCUCCCAAUGCUUAUGAACGAGCUCAGGAGCUGGACGAACAGCGCACUUCAGGCCAAGUAGCCACUGGACCGCUGCAUGGGAUUCCAGUCCUCUUGAAGAACACAAUAUCGACAGAUGCUUCUUUGCAAAUGGACACUACUGCUGGCGCCGCUGCACUCAUAGGGUCCAUACCGUCGAAGAAUACCCCUUUGGUUGACCAGCUGCUCGAUGCCGGGGCUAUCAUAUUGGGCAAGGCAACCUCAUCGGAACUCAAUUGGAACAAGGAUUGUAACCUUCCAUGUGGCUGGUCCACUGUCGAUGGUCAAUCACAGUCACCAUAUGUCUUCGGAGGACUGAGAAAUAUCGCGGACGAUGGGUUGGGAGGCCAUAGCAACCCAGGCGGGUCUUCUACCGGUGUUGCAGUCGCACUUGCUGCAGGACUAGCACCCAUUGGAGUUGGUUGUGAUACCGAAGGUUCAAUCACGGCACCCGCAAUAAGAGCUUCCUUGUAUUCGAUGAGACCAAGCACCGGCCUUGUGUCGAGCCAGGGAGUUGUGCCUCUUGCCCAUUCCUUUGAUACUCCGGGUCCGUUGGCAAAAGACCCAGAAGACCUUGCGAAUCUUCUGGAUGUUCUGAAAACUGAUAGCAAGGUCCUAACUGAAAGAAACUUGCCUCUGACGCCCAAGAAGCUUGAUUGGAGCUCGAUCAAGAUUGGUACUCUUGCUCCAGACAGAUCCCCCUACCCAGAUUUCAUCGUCAAGCCAGUUGAAGAAGCCACCGAACAAGCUACCAGGGAAACGCUCAAGGCGUACUCAACAUUGAAAUCACUCGUCGGGAUCUAUCACGAAAACGUCGACCUUCCUGAUGUUGACGCCUUCAACGUAGGCGAUGACCAUUCGCUAUACACCGUUAUGGAUGCGGAGACACAGGGAGAUACGGACCACUAUUUACAGUCAUUGUCCAAGUCCAAGGUCCGAAGCCUUCAAGAAUUGGUGGAUUGGAAUAAGGAUAACCCAGACAGCUCUUUGCCAUCAGAAUAUCAAGGUCAAUCUACUCUCAUCAACUGCCUUGAGACUGUUCCAAAAGAGAAGGUGGAGAUGCUGCGUAAACAUAAUCUGGCACUGGGUGCUAAGCUGGAGGCUACGCUCGAGAAAUACGGCAUCGAUGUGAUCAUUGGCGCCGGAGAUAGCGUCUUUGGUAUGUUUGCAGCCGCCAACGGCUCUCCUAUUUCUGCAUUGCCAUUGUCAUACCUCGAUUUCAAUGGAAGGGCAAUUGGUCUUGUUGCGUUGGCAGGCAGGCACAAGGAAGCAGAACUACUCAGAUUCUUGGACCACUACGCCACUCUCUUCGUUCGCAAGCCCCCUCUGGCAUUCGAGGAUCAUAAGGUUCCUGGAAAGGGCCUCCAGGGUCAGUUGUAGCCCAACUCUGCACCAUCGGUGGAAAAUUAGAUUGGUGGAGCUCACCCAGGAUGCACUAAGCUCUUUGACUCGAUGGACUUGUAGACUCAGUAACAUUGUUGCACGAACUUUUCU